Musca domestica (house fly) is the source of this 753-nucleotide messenger RNA. RefSeq names its product MRG/MORF4L-binding protein. Gene Ontology annotation, cellular component: NuA4 histone acetyltransferase complex; nucleus. The record is from RefSeq and is a predicted model, not a curated record. The transcript has 3 exons. Lineage: Eukaryota; Metazoa; Arthropoda; Insecta; Diptera; Muscidae. Gene Ontology annotation, biological process: regulation of transcription by RNA polymerase II. Bases 67 to 639 code for a protein of 190 amino acids.
AUCAAUAAUUUGCCACCUCUACGAGAAUCAGCACAAGUUUAAAACUUCCCUUUUUCCCUUUGCACAAUGACGAUGACAGCAAGAGAAAGGAGCUUGGCUGCUCCUGCAGAUCAAGAAUGGACACCCGAGGAAGAGAUUCAGCUAUUUUAUGCCAUGGCGGGCCUAAAGCCUGUCGGUGUUAACAAGCAUUUCUACAUAGCCUGUAUUGCCGAACGCUUAAACCGUGACACAGAGAGUGUUUGGGGUCACUUGCGAACCUUGUACAAUCUGGAGGCUCUAGAUGAAUUGGAACCACUGCCAUUUCCCAAUGAUGAAAAAGAAUUUUCUUUGCCCGAAGCCGAAUUUUCGUUGGUUCUAUCGAAGAAAAGAGGCAAUAUUGUUGAGGACAAUAGCGACCCUCCAUCCAUAAUUGCGGUCGCAACCGACAACACAACUAAAGACAAAUCAUUUACACAAACCAAAUUACCUAGCACAACGCCCACAGUUAAGGACUUGGAUAAGAAACUUACUGCAAAACUUUCCGAUGCUCCCAAGCGAACCCCAAAGCGUACCAGAGGUUCUAUGUCAUUGGAAUCAAACAGCCCUUCAACCACACCGCCACCGCCUCCUGUUCAGAGUAACAAAAGACGACGCAUAUAAUAAUCAUAACAUUACAAUCUGCUGUCCAUUUCAGUUUUCCUUAUUUAUAAGUUUUAUUUUCCAUAAGUUUAGUUACAUAAAAAAAUACUGCAAAAGAAGAAAUUAAUCGUCGAA